AUGUUCAGGGUAAGGAGCAAAAUAAAAAUUGGGGGAGAAAUCCGCUUCCCUAUGAGAAGGAAUUACACAAACAAUAGUAGAGGAAUGCAGAAGGAAUAUGUGUAUACAAAAUAUCGAAUUAGUUUGCCAAGCAUAAGCAACGUAAGGUACGAUGAUUUAUACUUGUCAAGUCCAAAUAGAGAUGAAUUAUAUGCCUUCACUAAAAAGGUACCAAUAUUUUUAAGGUACUUAAAAUUAAUAACAUCAUUGGAAAAUCGAAAUUCAGAUUUCAUAGAAUUUGCAAAGAGAUGUGAAAAUGGAUUGACAAUAGAAAAAGAUAUAUAUUUAACAAAAGAAGAAUUACUCGAAUUAAUGUUUAUAAAUGGUUAUUCAAAAAAAGAAAUGAAUGCAUUCGAUUUAGCAUUUACAAAUAAUUAUGAAUUUCAUUAUCCAGAAAUAUCUGUUCUUUUUCAAUUAGAUGAAGAAGACGUGUACAAAUUUUGUCUUAAAAAAAGAAGUGAAAAUCCGGAAAAAUUAUUUCAUUUAAAAUAUGUUAAAGACAAAAAUAUGUUAUCAUCCUAUGGUUUAAUAUUUGUGUUCCUAUACUUUGGCUUAAAUAAUGUUGUAUUGAGUAAUGCAUGGUUCUUAUCUAAAACAAUUCCUUUUUUUUCUGUUUUUUAUAUGCUAGCCUCUCAUUUUUAUAAAGACAUAUGGAAUUUCCUAAAUAAAGAAAAAAAUCUAAUGAUAGAGCAAUGUGAACAAAAUAAAUUAUCUGCAGAGGAUAUUAUUUACAACCAGUUAAAAUUGUAUUCUAAAGACACAGAAUGUAGUGCCAAUUUAACCAAUUUCAAAAACUAUUGUGAUGAAUUAAUUAAAAUUUAUAGAAAGGCUUACAUAAAUGAGCAGAGGAACAAAAUACAUGAACAAAUAGAGAAAAAAUUAAAUGAAAUAUAUAACGCUGAAAUGAAUUAUAAAAACUCGUUGCAACAAAUUCUUGUACGAGAAAUUGUUAAAAAAACAUACCAACAACUUGAAACGGAUCCAAAUUUUUAUAAUUCAAUUUUAAAUGAUAGUAUUAACAAUAUAAAAGGUAUUACACAAAAUGACACCCUAAUAAAGCACGUUAAAAAUGAACUAAACUUUAUCAAAAAUCUGGACAAAAAUAACCCAUUGGUUAAAAAUAUACUUGAUCAAUAUGAAUUGAAAAAAGAACAAUAUGUAAAAGAAUUUGUUGUCCAUAAAGAUGAAGCACAAAAAAUCAAGGCCAUCACUUCCAAGUGUGCCUUAGAUAUUAACAAACUUAGUCAAGAAGAUUACAAGGAAUUAUUAAAAUUGUAUGUUCUCAUAAAUAACAGAUUCGGUUUCUAUGUCAACGAAGAUAACACACCAACCGUUCAACCCAGAGACGAGGAUUCCAACGGAAUUGCUCAAACUGUCAAUCGAAUAAUAUCCGACGCGAAUAAGAAAAUGCACGACAGAAAUUUGGUAGCCUUCUUGAAGGCCUUUAUGUAG
Molecule: messenger RNA, 1491 nt
Organism: Plasmodium gonderi
Lineage: Eukaryota; Apicomplexa; Aconoidasida; Haemosporida; Plasmodiidae
Exons: 1
Coding region: 1-1491 (496 amino acids)
Biological process (GO): proton motive force-driven ATP synthesis
Molecular function (GO): proton transmembrane transporter activity
Source: RefSeq, a predicted model, not a curated record